Lactuca virosa is the source of this 750-nucleotide messenger RNA. NCBI's taxonomy places the organism in Eukaryota, Viridiplantae, Streptophyta, Magnoliopsida, Asterales, Asteraceae. The record is from the annotation of a GenBank genome assembly.
AUGUCUCUAUUAGGUUUUCACCCAGAUGAGACCACUUCUGGCGACCUGGACAAAGCUAGUAAUGUAUUGCCUUCAAUUCCAAAGGAGCAUCAUAUCAGUGUUGCUCAUUUCUUGGAGUCACGUGGAAUGAUUGAUGAAGCUUUAGAAGUUGCUACAGAUCCUGAUUAUAGAUUUGAACUAGCCAUUCAGCUUGGAUAUUGCACUAGUAGCAUAAAAACAUUGCAGUUGGAAAUGGCUGAAGAUUGUUUGAAACGUGCGAACUACUUAAGUGGUCUGCUUUUGCUCUAUUCUUCUUUGGGAGAUGCUGAAGAGAUAGAAAAACUUGCACUUGUUGCAAAAGAUCCAGAUGCUUGGGUUGUAGCACUCUCUAAGAAUCUCAGCCUGUGGUGGCCAUGGGUUGUUGAGGGUGAUUUUCCAUUAACCACAACUAAAGGAGUUGAAAUGGAAACAUACAAAGAACUUGACCCCACAAUUCGUCUUGUAAUCCUUAAAGAACUAUGUGAAACUGUAUGUUUCCGGAAUGUGAAGCAGAAUGUGUUGAUGGAACGAGAUGUUGAAAGGAUUUCAAAGAAGGAUGUUUUCGGAAGAGUAAAUUCACACUCUUUACCACCUACGGGCAAGGGUGGCGUUUGCUUUACUGGACUUGCAGACCCCAUCCCCGAGUUCACAUGGUGCAAUCUCGUACCCUGCUACUGGAGUAGAUGUGAUGCAUUGACAUUACCCUUCCAACUCUCUACUCAUCAAGUUUAG